UGUUUGUGGGAUCUUGCUGCGUUAAAGUAGCUGCUGAGUUUUCUUCAUAAAAACAUUGACGGUUUUUGAGGCAUGGGGCGUGGAACCGGUGCUUGCGGGCACUAUUAAUGGCAUCUUGGUUACCCAAGAACCCCCGCGUUUGAGAAUUCGCCUUCGACCUAAUGCGCAAGCGUCGGGGUCGCUCAUGCUCCCGAAUGUCGCGCAUGCGCUCAGUGGCCUACAGGCUCAGGCGAUCCACCGCAGGGUUCUUUUGAAGACCCUGACCUGGAGUUUCAUGCUAACUUCAGGUCUUUGCGAGAAUGGGACACGCUGUCAGGGUUUCACGACUGGCCGUUAUUUGACACGCCAAGUGCGCAGCCUGAGAGCUUUGCUUGCCUUCUCGGGUCAGAAAUCUCGUGGCUCUGGAGACAGGAGGAUCGAAGGUUGGUGUCCCGGCAGGAGAUCAUGGGAGUCGGAAGAUGUGUGGUUGUGUGUCCAGAGACCUGAGAUCUUUGGGCACGAAGCUCAGAAAAAGCGAAGCAACAGGCUUUAAACAUCAUGAACCAGCGAGUUGUUUGUUAUGUCUCCCCUCUCACUGUGAAAUGGAGAUAUUUCUUUCUUCCUUAUUAGGUGGUGUGUUUUGUGGUUAGAAGCUGCAAAGAAUUUGUGCAUGGGACUUUCAAGCACAACAACAAGGGCUCACUCAGCUGAGCCACAGGUCCAGCAGUGAAUUCAUUGUGGGGAGAGAGACCAUUCACUUAUUCCGUGUCUGGGAAGAGAGUCACUCACUCAACCAAACUACAGACACACCGAUGAAUUCACCAUGGGCAGAGGCCAGUUACCUGUUAAGUGUCUGGGAAGGGUUUCACUCACUCAUCUAUCUACAGUCACACCAGGGAGUUUAGUGUGCAGAUGCCAUUUGCCUACUCUGUGUGUGAGAGAGGAUUUACUUACGCAUCCCGCCUGAAGAUACCUCAAAAGUUCACAGUUGAGAGGGUUCACCUGUUCUGAUGGGGGAAAGCGAAUCAUUCGGCCACUCAAGUGGAAAAUUCACUCCAUUGAGAGACUGUUCACCUUUUCCGUAUGUGGGACAAGAUUCGCUCAGUCAACCCUCCUGCAGACAUUAGUGAGCUUACAAGGGAGAGAGACACUUCAGCUGUUGCGUGUGGGAAGCAAUUUACUCGGUCAUUUGCUCUCCUGACACACAAGCGAUUUCACACUGGGGAAAGGUUGUUCAUCUGCUCAGAUUGUGGGAGGGAUUUACGCAGUCAUCCCACUGACAGACACACUAAUCAGUUCACACUGGGGAGAUGCCAUUUACCUGCUCAGACUGUGGAAAGGGAUUUCCUCACUCAUCUCAACUGAAGGUACAUCGGCGAGUUCACACUGGGGAGAGACCGUUCACCUGCCCAGACUGUGGGAAGAGAUUUACUCAAUCAUCCCACCUACAGAGACACCAGCAAGUUCACACUGGGGAGAGGCCAUUCACCUGUUCUGUGUGUGGGAAGGGAUUCACUCAGUUAUGCAACCUACAUGCACAUCAGUCAGUUCACACUGGAGAGAGGCCGUUCACCUGCUCAGAUUGUGAGAAGGGAUUCUCUCGGUCAUCUCACCUACUGGCACACCAGUCAGUUCACACUGAGGAGAAGCCAUUCAUCUGCUCAGACUGUGGAAAAGGAUUCACUCGGUCAUCUCAUCUGAAGGUACAUCAGCAAGUUCACACUGGGGAGAGGCCAUUCACCUGCUCGGAGUGUGAGAAGGGAUUCUCUCGGUCAUCUGACCUACUGGCACACCAGUCAGUUCACACUGGAGAGAUGCCUUUCAUCUGCUCAGACUGUGGGAAGGGAUUUCCUCGGUCAUUUCAAUUGAAGCUACAUCAGCGAAUUCACACAGGGGAGCGGCCAUUCACCUGCUCUGAAUGUGGGAAGGGGUUCACUCAGUCAUCCACCCUUGUGGUCCACUACCGAGUUCACACUGGAGAGAGGCCAUUCACCUGCUCUAAAUGUGGGAAGGGAUUCACUCACUCAUCCAACCUCGUAGCUCACUACCGAGUUCACACUGGAGAAAAGGUUUAAAUAAGCUGCAUGCUGAAUCCAGAGGCAAGUUCAAAAUUGACUGUUGGUGUCAAACUCUAUAUUUAUUGCUGCUGCUCAACACACCCAGUUCUGCACCCCAGUUACUGGACAUGGGAGGAGUUUCUUCCGCUGCUGUUCACCUUUAAUGGGUCUGGAGUUUAAUAUUCUGGAUCUCUGACAAAUAAAUCAGUUCUAUUUCAAACCCUGCCUCAGGUGCCAAGUGAAUCUACAACACACUUAAUGUAGAGUAGGGUCAACUCAGCUCAACUGUUCCAUGACAGUCCUUUUAAGUCCAUCCCUGCAGUUCAACUCCCACUUUUCCUGUGGUGAUAGGUUCCAAGCAGUAACUCUGUGGGUGAAGAGGUUUCCCUUGAAUUUCCUGCAAGACUUUCUUCAGACUGAAGAAGAUGAUGAGCUGACUGCAGUUAUGUCUGACGUGUUCUUUGCCCUCAAAUCUCUGAGCUGAGGAAGAAUGACUUUAGUAGUUAUCUCUUUAUUCCACUCAUUUCAACCACCCGGGACCACUCGGAACCACUCUUGCGGACGCCACUGCGCCACCGGCCGGAUUUGCACUCGGGACCACCCGGGACCACUCGGAACUUGGUUCCAAGCAGUCAUUCUGUGGGUGAAGAGGUUUCCCUUGAAUUUCCUGCAAGACUUUCUUCAGACUGAAGAAGAUGAUGAGCUGACUGCAGUUAUGUCUGACGUGUUCUUUGCCCUCAAAUCUCUGAGCUAAGGAAGAAUAACUUUAGUAGUUAUCUCUUUAUUCCACUCAUUUCAGUAUUAUGGGUCAUUUUUACUGCUUCUAAAGAACUGUGCCUCACACAGCUGGUUUGUUUGAAUAUACCACUGUCAUGUAAAAUCUGAAAACAGAAUGGAGAAUGACAGCUGGAUGUUCAACGAACCAGGGUCAGAAAACAGAGAUGGGUCAGUGUAGGGCAGGGGACAUGGCAACGAAUGACUGAGUAGCAACAUUUGGAAGCUGAUUGAUAGAGAAAAAAAAUUAGACUGACUUUGUUGACAUACAAUACCUGUUUGCAAGGCCCUCCACUGGCUGAAGAACUGUGGUUUAAUUGGCUAUAUCUGUUAAGUAAGUUGUUCUUGCUUCUUUAUUCUGUAAUAUUAUAUCCAGAUGAUUGUCAUAUCUAUAACAGAAGAUUGAUGGUAAUAUAAUUUGUAAGGCACUGUCUCUAAAACUGAAUCAGAUUGAUUCUGUCAAUACCAUAAAGUCAUAAACUUUAUACUUUAUGGUAUAAAGCUAUGCCAUAAUUUUAUAGUAAGUUAUGGUGUCUUUUAUGAAUUUGUAUUUUAAAGCAAGGUUUCAGUGAAUGAUGUUUGCAACUUGAUUGUGCCUGUGUCAGUAAUCAGAUUGAGUUAAACUGCUGCAAGAUCCUGUAAUGUGUUAGAUGGUGUCUUGGCAUUUUCUGCAUUUACCGUCUUGAAUUUGUUGGUCUUUUAUGAUGUAUAGUUGAUAAUUCUUUGUGUUAACCACCUGGUUCUGUAUUGCCACAAGGAACCCUUCUGUUUCUGGGAAGAGAUCUCCAGCACUGAGCCAGGGAUUCUUGUCGACAUCUAAUCUGUUCAUUCUUGGGAUGUCUUCCAUGGAGGGUCAUGCUCUUCAAUUGGUUAAAAUUUUCUUCUAUAGUGAUAAUUUCUUCAUUUUUCUGGGUUCUCCUUUCACUUAAGUUCAGUGGUGUAUACUUCGUAUCAGAAUUGCAUGCAUGUGUGGAGCACUGGUUCCUGUUUGCAUUGAUGAAAAUAUAUCUUUAUAAUUUUUUUCUGACUGUUGUCUAAAUUUUUUAUAUCUGUUAUUCCUCUUCCUCCUUCUGUCCUAGGUUGUGUUAAUCUAAGUGCAUUCGAGUACAAUGUUAUUUAAAAUUUGUCAUUUCAGUUCUUAUUUUUCUUUGUAAAUUUUCCAGUUGGGUUUCAUACCAAGUCAUUAGGCCAAACGACUACGUUAAUAUAGGUAUAACAAACGUGCCUAUUGCCUUUGGUAUGUUUUUACAAUUGAGCUCUGUUUGGCAGCUUUUCUUAAGCCUUGAAGUAAAUUCUGUCAUAAGUUUUCCCUUUAUCACACUAAAAUCAAUUGUACAAUCAUCCAUCGAUUGUAUUGUAUCAUGCCACUCUGUUUUGUAUUCUAAUAGCUCUCUUAUAUCCAUCUUUAUGUUUACAGUUCUGUUACAUCCAGUAUCCAGUUGCAGAGGGAGUUGUUGAGACCCAGCGAGGAUAGUUUCCCUAUCAGUUUCUGGGGUAUGAUAGUGUUGAAUGCUGAAAUGAAGUCUGUAGACAGCAGUCUGGCACAUGAGACCCCAUUUUCCGGGUGGAACAGGACAGAGUGGAGGGCAGAGGCUAUUGCAUCAUCAGUGGAUCAAUUCGAGCGAUAAGCGAACUGGAAAGGUUCCAGUGCAGCUGGGAGAAAGGCUUUAAUGUGCUCCAUGAUAAUUCGCUCAAAGCAUUUCAUAAUAGUUGAUGUCAAUGCCACCAGACGAUAGCCAUUUAGACAGGUUACUGUCACCUUCUUUGGCACAGGAAUGAUGGUUGCCACCUUGAAAACUGAGGGGACGAUGGACUGUUCCAGAGAGGUAUUGACUAUAUCUGUCAGCACAUCAGUCAGCUGAGCUGUGCAGUAUUCCAGAACCUGAUUUAAUAUAUUAUUAGACACCGCGACUUAGCGUGGGUUGACUGUGACCUUCACCUUAGCUUCAGCCAGACAGAGUGUCUGCUUCCUUGGCGUGGGGUGGGGGGGGGGGGGGUGGGAGAGGCCUUGCUCGCCAGCACUUUGUUCUGUGCAUCAAACCAGGCAUAAAAAACAUUCAGCCUGUCGUGGAGUUGGGCAUCCUGGUCACUGAUGUGCAGGGUAGACUGUAGACUGUCAUCCUUUGAAUUCCCUGCCGCAGGCGCAGUGUGUCUCUGGUAUUGCAGAAGUGGCUGUAUAUUCUCUGAGAAUGCUCCCGUUUUGCCACCUUGAUAGAGUGAGAAAGCACAGUUCUUGCUUCCCUGAGAGCUGUAAACGCAGCAUUACAAUGUGUUUUGUGAUGUUAUUUAUGUAAAUACAGAUUUAUGUAAAUACAGAUACCGCCACCGCGGGUCUUGCCUGAGAUCGCUGGAUUCCUGUCAACCUGAAACCUUCACACUGGAUGGCCACAUCCAGAAUGGUGCCCUGAAGCCAUGUUUCCUUGAGAAUGAGUACACCGUUGUUCCUCAUCUCUUGCUGAUUCACAGUCUUAAGCCCAAGCUGUGGAGCUAAUACAAAGUUCAUAUCUUCAGAAAACAGUUGUACUGUUUGAAUCAAUGGCUUUAGCUUUACUAAUGAAGGAGCAUGCAGUUUCAACUUGUCUGUGUAUAGAAGGUGUGUCAAGAUAUUAUAUUUUUAUUUUUUCUCAUCUCAAACUGGUAAAACCUGAGGUAUAUGCAUAGCCAAACAUGACUUAUUUCUCAAUAGCUAUGAACUUCUCGACUAUUUUAGAGGUGUUUAGUAUUGUAGCUUUUUACAUAAAUGUUGUGUGGCCUAAUUGUUUAAUGCUGUUGUGUAGUGACCAUGGGACCCUAUAUAUUACUAUUCAGACAAUGUAUACCUUGUUCACGUUCCAUAGUCUCUCAAUUUCCUGUUUUAAUUCAGUAUAUUUCAGGUGGUUUUUCACUAUUGACUUAUUUAUGUUAUGUGUGUUUGGAUCAGCUAUAUCUAUUAAGUAAGUUGUCUUUGCUUGUUUUUCCUGUAGUAUUAUAUUUAGAUGGGUAUUAUGGAUUACCCUAUCUGUAACAAUAGCCAGGUUGUAAUAUAAUUUGUAGGACUCUGACUCUAAACCUGGAUUAGGCUUGUAUUGACAGUAAGGUAUGGUGUCUUCUAUGAGUUUGUAUUUUAAAGCAAGAUUUUGGUGAAUGAUGUUUGCCACUUGAUUGUACCUGGGUAAGUAAUCAGAUUGAGUUAAACUGCUUCAGGAUCCUUUUAUGUGUUAGAUUGUUCCUGGCUUCUCUUGGCACUUUCUGCAUUUAUCACCUUGAAUUUGUUGGUUUUCUGUUAUGUAUAUUUUAUAAUUUUUUGUGUUAUCUAACUAGUCCUGUAUUGCCACAGGGAAUUAUGGUUAUGCUUUUUAUUAUCUUUUGUGCAUUGGUUAUUGUCUGUUUCGUUGGGUCAGCUCUUACAUUGAUUCUAUUGUGUUUCUUGGAUUUACUGUAUAUGCCCGCAAGAUAACCGAUCUCAGGGUUUUAUAUGGUAAUAUAAAUGUAUGCUCAUAAUAAAUUUACUUUGAUUUUUGAACUUUGCAGACACACCCGAGAUUUCACACAUUGGAGACUCUGUUCACCUGCUCCAUCUGUGGGAUGGGUUCAUUCAGUUAUCUGGGCUACUGACACAUCAGAGAGUUCACACUGGGGAGAGGCCAUUCACCUGCAGUUUGUGUAAGAGGGAAUUUCCUGGUCAUCCCAUCUGCAGGCAUACCAGUGAUUUCACACCAGCUCAGACUGUGGGAAAGGAUUCACUCAGUGAUCCCACCUUGUGAGGCAACAGUGAGUUCACACCAAGAGGCUGCACACUUGUGCUGUGUGAUUAAAGAGGUUUACUCAAUCAUCUCAUCUGCUCAGAUGCCAGCAAGUUCACACAGGCAAUUUGUUGAAUUUUUAACCUUCACAUUUGAUGAAUCCAGUUUCAAGUUGAAGAUUGACUGUUGGGGUCAGAUUCUGCAGUUAUUGCUGCUGUUCAUCACACCUGGAACUGAACCCUGGUCACUAGGCAUGGGACUUGUUUGUUCUGAUGACAUUAACUUUUAAUUGGACUGGAGUUAAAUAUUGUAGAUCUGUCAAAAAUGAAUUUAGUUCAAGUUUAAACAUUAUUUAAUCAUACCUGAAUGCGGCCAAAUAAAACAGCAUUUCUCCAAGGCCACAUUACCGACAGUCAUACACAGCACAAGGUAUGUAUAGUAUUUAACCAAUAGGAAGUAAAGAUACAGUCACACAAAAACAUAUCUGUAGCCAAAGAUCCUAAGAAAAUUCUCCUGUAAACUAAUGUGCAUGAGUGUUACCGACAAGAGUAAGCAGUCAUUUGCAGACAAAUGUACACAUGCUGACAAGCUUGUCCUUCCACCAGCGAACAUUGGAUAUGAUGAUUGGUGCCAUUGUGGAUAGUGCAGAGGCUGGCAAAGAAUACAGCACGAUAUAUAUCAGUUGCAGAUAUGAACAGAGAAAUGGCAAAUGGGGUUUAACCCAGCCAAAUGUAAAGUGUUGCACCUUAGUGGGUCAAAUGUAAAGAGGCAGUGUACUAUUAAUGGCAGGAUGCACAGCAGUAUGAAGAGGAGAGAGAUUUUGGUGUCCAAGUUCAUAAGUCCCUGGAAGUGGCUGCAUUGGUUGACGGUGGAUUGGAAGGCACAUGGCAUGCUUGCUUUUAUGAAGCAUUGGGUUCAAACUUCAGGAAGUUGUGUUGCAGCUUUCUAAAACUCUAGUUAGGCCACAUCUGGAAUGUUGGAUACAGUCCUGGUGGCCCCCGUUUUAGGAAAGACGUUGAGGCUUUGGAGAAGGUGCAGAAAAGGUUUACCAGGAUGCUGCCUGGGUUAGAGGGCAUGUGCUAAAACAAGAAGUUGGACAAACUUGGGUUUUCUCUAGAACAGUGGAGGCUGAGGGGAGAUCUGGCAGAGGUUUAUAAGAUUAUGAGAGACAUAGAGAGAGUAGACAGGCUUAUUUUUCCCAGGGUUGAAAUGUCUGAUAUCAGAGGGCAUUCAUUUGAAGUGCGAGGUGGUAAUCUCAAAGGAGGUAAGAGGAGCAAGUUUUAUAUACAGAGAGUAAUGGGUGGCUGGAAUGCACUGCCUGGGGUGAUGGUAGUGGCACUUUCAGUGGGACUUUUAAGAGAUAUUUAUAUAGACACGUGGAUGUGAGGAUAUGGAUGUGUCGGCAAAAGGGAUUAAUGUAGUUGAUCAUUUGGUCACUAAUUUAAUUGGUUUGGCACAACAUUGCAGGCUGAAAUGUCUAUUGCUGUGCUGUGCUGUUGAAUAUUCUAUCAUUUCUUAGCUAAGGGGUAUAAAAAUGCUCUCAGUAUUCUAAGUACAAUCUGAUCAAUGCCUCAUAAAGCCUCAGCAUUACAAUCUUGAUAUAAUGUCGAGUCCUUCAGAAUGUCCAGUCCUGAUGAAAAGUCUCAUUUCGAAACAUUGACUGGUUAUCCCUUUCCAUAGAUGCCACCCGACCUGCUGAGAUCCUCCAGUAAUUUGUAUGUGUAAUUCUGGAUUUCCAGAAUCUUUUGUGUAUGGCAUACUUACUCUAUACUCUAGCCCAGGUUUCUUAACUGGGGUUCCUGCGAGAGAUUGUGAUGAAAAUACAAUAAACAUUGUGUUUUUGAACUUAGCGUAACUGGUGAUGUUAGCGCUCACAAUGGUGGGCAGUCACCAAGCAGCCCCGUGAGAGGUCUCUCAGCCCAGUAAGGCAGUGUGCAGUAAGACCGUGUUUAUUUGGUUGAGUCCAUUCUCAGUUUUUGACAUGAGAUAGGGGGGCUUUUGAUAAUUGGUGAGCGCUGUAUUGCACGAAGGGGAGUAUAGUAGGCUGAUAAUUGGUGAGGGCUGUAUUGCACACAGGAGAGAAUGGUAGGCUGAUGAGGAACAUGAAGUGCAUUUUUCCGAGUAUUGAAUGGACUCACCCAUUUUUAUAUUUUAUUAACCCCGUGCCUGACAUUCCAAAGUGGCUGUUUUUGAAUUACAGUCUUCUGAGUCAUUUCACUGCAGUCGGGCAACAACGGAUACAAAAAGUCUGUCUUUAAAAUUAAAGCUACUUAUCAAUGGGUUUUACAUGGACUGGGGAUCCAAGUUAUCCUAUUCCAUUGUGCCCAGUCUAUGGGAAACAACUUACAAAUGUGGCAAUGGCGCCGGCACUUAACUACAAAUCACAGCCGUAUGACUCAUAAAUGUGCUGAUUACUUUAAAUGGCUAUUUAAAUCUUAAAGCAAACAGAGCAAAACUUUUGUUAAUAAAGUCACUGUCAGCAAAAGCAUAAAGGAAGCAAGUUAUUUGGUAGCAAUGCUUAUUACCCAGAAAAGGAAAAGUGAGAACCUAAUAAUACCAGCAUGUAAAAUUAUAGUGGGUGAAAUGCAGUUUAGAGAAAUAGAAAAGGUUUCAUGCUCAAUGAUGAUGAGUCCUGGCCAGCAGAGCUGCCUGAGAAGCAAAGUGGCUUCAAUGCUUGGAAGAUGAACCUUCUGCAGGACCUGCCAUCUGAUACCAAUGAUGGAGUGGAGGCAGCGCUGAUGGAAGUGCAACCAUAUUGCGGUACAAGACCUAGGGUUCAGAGCCGUUCAGCAGUGUCGUGGCAAUGGCAGUUCUGUACUACUGGAUUUUUGUGGACAGACACAGCAGUUGGUUCUUCACUCACGUUUCUGAAGGCACUACUAGCUCUGGUGAGUCAAUUUUCAGCAUCCCUUACAACUGUAGUGUUGUUGGAGACUACACUGCCCAGGUAGGUGAACUGCUCAACCAUGGUGAGAGGGUUGUCAUCAAUGGUGAUCCGAGGCAGAUUGUAAACGCCAUGAGGGAGGAUCUUUGUUUUCUUCAGACUGAUAGCUAUCUCGAAGCUCUUGCAGCCUUGGUGAACUGUGGCGCAUCUUCUGCAUGAGAAGAGCAAAGUCAUCCACAUAUAGUAGCUCAAGAGUGGGCUUUUGCAUGGUUUUUGUUCAGGUGAGAGGGCGACCACUCUUAAACAAUACAAUAAGUCAACGUAUAGAUGACAUGUCACAUGAUGCUGAAAAGGUUUUGUGUGAUAAACUGGAUAAAGAUCAACAGCUUCUCUAUCCAGGUUGAUGAGUCAACAGAUUUCACCAAUAAAUGUCAUGGUAACAUUUAUAAGAUUUGUAAAUGAUAAGUGAAAUUCAAAAAAAAACAUUUUCUGUUGCAAAGAGCUGCCCAAACCCAACAAAGGCCGAGAUACAUUUAAUCUAUUGUCUUCAUAUCUGGAAACGAGGACUGUCUUGAAGGAACUAUGUUGGCAUCUGUACUGAUGGUGCCCCAUCAAUGGUUAGCUCCAUGAGAAGUUUUGUUUCUCUUGUAAAGAAAGAAAAUCCUGAGGGUGUCACUACACACUGCUUUCUUCUUAGAAUGGUUGACUUUAUUAACAAAGACCAGUUCACUCAAGAAUGUUUUUUAAAAAACAAAAACCUGAACAAAGAGCACACCAAUCUUCUGCCACCUGCAGAAAUCCAUUGGCUUAAUAGAAGAAGAGCUCUCAACAGGGUGUUUGAGCUGAAAGGUGAAUUGCAAGAGUACUUUCAAGAAAAUAGGCCAGAUUUUGCUGAGUGUUUUGAAGAUGAAGAAUGGCUGUAGAAACUAGCCUACUUUGCAGAUGUUUUUCAUCCUAUGAACCACUUGAACAAGUCUCUGCAAGGUCAUGGAGAAAAUAUUUUGACUUUGUGACAAAACUCUUGGAAAUAAAAGGAAACUGAAUCCUUGGAAAAAUGUUGCAAAAAGGAAAUCUUGAAUUGCUUCCGCUGCUGCUUGGACUUGAGAGGGAGGGAGAAUCAGAAAGUCUUGAGUCUUAUCGAAAACCACCUGGAGGAACUGCAGAACAAAAUUGAACAGUGUUUUUUCUACCUUGGAGAGAAGAGGAAGAACUUUGUGAGAUGCAGUCUGAUCGUUCAUUCAAGAUGAGAUUUACUGACUUGUGCUUGGACAAGUUUUGGAUGUCUAUGAAAAAAGUGUAUCCUGUCAUUCCUAUUCAUAGGAAAACAAUGAAGAUUUUUCUGCAGUUUUCAACUUCUUUUCUUUUUUCUUUUUAAAUCUUUUUAUUAAUUUUAAACAAACAUAAAUGAAACAUGAAUACAGAGAGUUUGAAAGUACAUAAUUAAUAGGUUAAGUAUACAUUCUAUAGAUGAUAAUCCAUAUAUAAUAACCUCCCAAACUCAUAGUAAUUACGAAAAAAGGAGUUAAAAAAAAGAAAAAAAUCCCCAAAAAAGAAGAAAAGAAAAAAAAAACUAACCAACAUGGGCCGUUGAUUGCAUUAUGUCAAAUAUACACAGUAGUGUCAAUAACUCCGCACAUCUCCCUGCAUCCACCCGAUCAAGCCCUUUCACAAUCUUAUAUGUUUCAGUAAGAUCGCCUCUCAUUCUUCGGAACUCCAAUGAGAAGAGUCCCAAUCUACUCAAUCUCUCAUCAUACAUCAACCCACCCAUCCCCAGAAUUAACCUAGUGAACCUCCUCUGCACUGCCUCGAGAGCCAGUAUGUCCUUUCUUAAAUAUGGACACCAGAACUGCAUGCAGUAUUCCAGGUGUAGUCUCACCAAUACCCGGUACAACUGCAGUAAGACCUCCCUGUUCUUAUACUCCAUUCCCCUAGCAAUAAAAGCCAGCAUUCCAUUGGCCUUCUUGACCACCUGCUGCACUUGCAUACUAACUUUUUGUGUUUCCUGCACCAGGACCCCCAGAUCCCUUUGCACAGAAGCACUUUCCAGUUUCUCUCCAUUUAGAUAAUAACUUGCUCUAUUAUUUUUCCUGCCAAAGUGCAAGACCUCACACUUGUCAGUAUUAUAUUUCAUCUGCCAAAUGUCUGCCCAAUCACUCAGCCUAUCUCUGUCCCACUGCAGGGUUUCAAUGUCCUCCGCACUCAUUACACUCCCUCCCAUCUUUGUGUCAUCAGCAAUUAUUAUUAUUAAUUAUAAUAAAUAUAAUUCAACUUCUUACGUGUGUGAGCAACCUUUUUCUUGAUUAACAAGCAUCAAGAGCAAGGCUAGGGAUUCUCUCAUUUCAGUUCAAGGAGAAAUCUGUGUUU
Messenger RNA from Hypanus sabinus (Atlantic stingray), 11780 nucleotides. RefSeq names its product zinc finger protein 239-like. The transcript has 3 exons. The record is from RefSeq and is a predicted model, not a curated record. Gene Ontology annotation, molecular function: RNA polymerase II cis-regulatory region sequence-specific DNA binding; DNA-binding transcription factor activity, RNA polymerase II-specific. Lineage: Eukaryota; Metazoa; Chordata; Chondrichthyes; Myliobatiformes; Dasyatidae. Gene Ontology annotation, biological process: regulation of transcription by RNA polymerase II. Bases 1290 to 2054 code for a protein of 254 amino acids.